This is a messenger RNA of Hydractinia symbiolongicarpus, 1196 nucleotides long. Its product is annotated as glutathione S-transferase P 1-like. The record is from RefSeq and is a predicted model, not a curated record. Gene Ontology annotation, cellular component: cytosol. The coding region runs from base 150 to 986 and encodes 278 amino acids. Gene Ontology annotation, molecular function: glutathione transferase activity. The transcript has 5 exons. Gene Ontology annotation, biological process: glutathione metabolic process. Lineage: Eukaryota; Metazoa; Cnidaria; Hydrozoa; Anthoathecata; Hydractiniidae.
CUUGAUAAAACAAGAAAAUAGUAAUAUAAAAGAAUCAAGCAAUCAUUCUUUCCACCAAUAGUUAUUGUUGACGCGACGUUAAAAUAAGCGGUGGUUCACGGGUCAAAAGAAAUUAAAUUAAAGAAAAACGAGACCAAAUUCUAAACAACAUGGCGAUUUCAACAGCAAAUGUAUUUAUUGCUGUCGUGUCUAUGAUAGCUGCUAUUAUUUACAGCGGACAAAGUAGCCUUUUUAUACAGAAACUUAACGAGAUCUUUCAUUGGAAAGCGGGCUGUAACCCGUCUUUUUCAGUUGGUAAUGUAACAUUGCAUUACUUCUCUGGUCGUGGAAGAGCAGAAGCUAUAAGACUGCUUCUUGAAGAUCAACAUGUUCCUUACACAGAAACAAGAUAUACUAAAGAGAACUGGCCAGAAGCUAAAAAAGCUGGCAUAGAAGCUGGUGUCUACACUUAUGGACAAGUCCCUGCCAUUGUUACAAGUAAGAACAAGAACUUGGUCCAAAGCAAAGUUAUCCUCCAGUUUCUUGGACGUUCUGUUGGUUUGGAUUGUGAUUGCAAAGAUUUAGAAAGAUGCGACAUAAUAGCUGCUGGCGUAGACGAUAUUCAUCAAAAAAGAAACAGAUAUAUUUACAAUCCAGAUUUCAGUUACGCGUUGAAGGACGAAUACGAGAAAAACGUGUUAAUCGUGUGGCUCAAUUAUUUUGAGCAGUUGGCGCCUCGUGUAAGCGAUGCGUCUGAUGGUGUGCAUUUCGCAAGUGACAGAAUGACCUGGGUGGAUUAUCUAGUCUUCGACAUGAUUGAUAGUAACUGUCAUUUUGUCAAUUAUGGAAGCUCCGAUAUCAAUGGUGAAACGCCGUGCGUUGUGCUCUUGAAGAAGUUUCCCAGAUUGACAACAUUUUUUAACCAUUUUAAAACUAGGAAAAAUAUCCAGACCUACAUGGAUAGUGAACGAAGACCGGAAUAUAAAUUGCCUUAUCAGCCUAAAUAAUGAGAGCUAUGUUACUACGUAAAUAGAAAAUACUUUAUUAUUUUUUUACCAGUAUUUGUGGUAUUUUAAUAACCGGUGAUACCUUUCAGGGACCGAAUUAUAGACACACGAUUAGAUUUUUUUUUGUUUUAUUUUAAUAAUUAUUAGAUAAAAAGAAAAGCGAUUGUAUUUUUUUCUAAUUUUGAGAAUGUUUUUUUUUGCUCAUUGAGA